This is a messenger RNA of Parastagonospora nodorum SN15, 672 nucleotides long. RefSeq lists its product as hypothetical. The transcript has a single exon. Bases 1 to 672 code for a protein of 223 amino acids. NCBI's taxonomy places the organism in Eukaryota, Fungi, Ascomycota, Dothideomycetes, Pleosporales, Phaeosphaeriaceae. The record is from RefSeq and is a predicted model, not a curated record.
AUGAUAGCGUGGUCUGCAGGCUUACCAGUGCCGAAGAUCAUCUCAUACGGCGAGCAUCCCGACACACCUCAUACACCUGUGUCGAUACUCAUGACCCGCAUACCCGGAAGGGGCCUGGGCGACCCUGAAUUAUACGAGGACAUGACUGAGGACGAGCGGGAGAGCGUUUUCACAGAACUACAGUGCAUGCUGCAGACUAUGCGGAAAUGGUCGCACCCUUGGGCUAAGGAAAAGAUUUGUUCCGUGUUGGGUACGGCAGUCAGGAGCGUGCACAUCCCUAGUCAUGCAGUAGGACCGUGUGAUUCUGAAACUGAAUUCAACGACCACUUCUUCAAUUCCAUCUCCAGCAACAGCUUCUAUUCGCAAGCAAAGUUCAAAGAGACACUGGAAACUGCUGACAGACUACGUGAAAUGUGCCAUCCGAUCGUCUUUACUCAUGGCGAUCUCAAGCAUCAUAACAUCAUGAUUCUAAAUGGUCACUCUUCUGGUUUCCUGGACCGGGAGUCGACGGGCUGGUACCCGGACUAUUGGGAGUUCACUACGCCGUUGAGAUUUGGGCCGAGAGACUUUUGGAAUGAGUUGGUGUGGAGACUGGGCGGGGAGAAAUACGCGGUGGAGCUGGAGAGUGAGAAAGCGCUGGUUCCGCUUACAGUUGAUGCAUGGGCAUGGUAG